AUGGCGAAUAAACAUAUGGCUUAUGGAACUAUUAAAGAAGAAAAUAAAACACCUCUGCAAUUAGCUGCCAUCAAUAAUAAAAUACAGGUAGUGGAAAAAACUAUAGAGCAGUGUCGAGAUUCCUUGGACGCAGACACUAGCCAAGGCCAAAAUGUUCUUCACAUUGCAUACGCGAAGAAGCAUAGGAAAAUGAUAAGAUUAUUCCAAGAACAACUCUGGCACAAUAACAUCUUUGAGCAAAGAGACGCUGAUGGGAACGUGCCCUACAAGGUUACAGGGAAAAGCAUGUCGUUUCAGUCUCACCUUUGCUGGGAAAAAUUAGAUCGCAACGAUAUCAGAUUGGAAGAAUUAGAUGAGAAGUGGUUCAAAGGACGCAUGGAAGUAUGGAAAGAAAGAGCAAACACACAUUUGAUAGUUGUUACACUUAUAUUAACCGUUUCUUUCGCGGCUGGCUUCACAAUUCCUGGUGGUUACGAUGGUGUUGAUGAUCCAAAUAAAGGCAUGGCAAUCAUAUCCAAGAAAACAGCGUUCAAAGCAUUCGCAGUAACAGAUACCAUUUCCAUGAUAUCUUCGACAGCUGCUGUUUUUCUGCAUUACCUUGCAACUUACGAGGAAGAGAACAAAAGGUUGAAUCGUUAUGUAGUUGCUGGCGUCCUUGCCUUGGUUGCCAUGCUAACAAUGAUGAUAGCGUUUAUGACUGGCUUGUACGUUGUGCUACCUUCUGCAAGCCUAGCUAUAUUUAUCUGUGUCAUUUGCUCUUUAUCGCUUGCCGGGCGAAGCGCUGUAGCUAGAGGGCUUAUAGUGUCUGAGUUAUUUGCAAGUCAUGUCAGUGCAG
Nicotiana tabacum (common tobacco) is the source of this 835-nucleotide messenger RNA. Lineage: Eukaryota; Viridiplantae; Streptophyta; Magnoliopsida; Solanales; Solanaceae. The record is from RefSeq and is a predicted model, not a curated record.